Messenger RNA from Trichomonas vaginalis G3, 1031 nucleotides. Its product is annotated as protein of unknown function, DUF4106 family. The record is from RefSeq and is a predicted model, not a curated record. Lineage: Eukaryota; Parabasalia; Trichomonadida; Trichomonadidae. The transcript has a single exon. The annotation marks the transcript as partial.
AUGAAUGGAAAUGUUUCCGAAUGGUAUAACGAAUGCGACAAUGCCAUUAGAAGGUCAGAAAUAGUUCCUGGAACUUACGAAUAUACAACUGCUGUUUCAUAUGGAAACGUAGGUGAGUUUGGUGAAGGUUCUUCAACAACAGUAGAUAUUGCUUGCGACAGGUUUCAUAUUAUUUCUAUUGACAACUCUUUCUUAUACGUGGAACAAGACAUUGAAAUAAAACCUUCUGCCAAGUUGUCUGACAAGAAAGGUUGCAAUGGAAUUUUCUAUGUCGGAUACCAAUAUGCUCCAGAAGUUUUCAUGGGAUAUAAGAUAUAUUCUAACUCUGACUUAGUUCAAACAGUAACAUGGGCAAACUAUGAAUGGUUCGCUUUGAGAAACUCAGUACAACCACAAGCUAGAGAACAAACAGACCAGUAUGCAACUAUUGAGAAAAUAAGAAGACUUGACCCUAACGUUCCAGGAGUUUAUGUUGACCUUUCUGGACAAACUGCAGCAGCAGUAACCAAAGUAAAAUUGAAACUUAGAGUUCCUUUGUCAUCUUUCCUCAUCUUCAGGUUUUUAAGAUACUUGCCAAACUGGGCAGGAAAAAUUUCUAUCGAACUUACUCCAAGCAAAAAUAACUUAGUCAUUGCACCAACACAAGACCCAUUCAGCAUUGCUGUAGCUGGAACUGGUGGAGCCAAGUUCUGUGACUUUUGCAAAGACAAAGUUGACUUAGACUUUGGUUUCUCAAACCUCAACACUGAAGUAAACUACUACUUCAAUGCUGCUGGAACUGCUUGGGACCCAGUUAAGUUCACAUGCGAAAAGUUUGAAUGCAAGAGAAUAGAAAGCAGACUUGCAGUCUAUAUGUUGGACCCAGAUAUUUCAAAUGCUUUAGCUGCCAAAUAUAUUGCAGUUCCACUUAUGUUCCCUAUACACCAAAUAUCUGUCAAAGACUUUGCAGGUGAAGUUGGAAACCAAAGUGCUGACCCAGGUGCAAGAACAGAUAUUGCUUUAACAACUGCAAUGAAACAUGCAGAUACUAU